Molecule: messenger RNA, 1889 nt
Organism: Paramisgurnus dabryanus
Lineage: Eukaryota; Metazoa; Chordata; Actinopteri; Cypriniformes; Cobitidae
Gene: aip
Product: aryl hydrocarbon receptor interacting protein
Molecular function (GO): peptidyl-prolyl cis-trans isomerase activity; protein binding
Source: RefSeq, a predicted model, not a curated record
UAGACUCAAAUGAACACUGAGCAGCGCUAUCAUCAUACGUCUCGAAGAAACAUGGAGGAAAUUGCUAGCAAGCUCCAAGCAGACGGCAUUCUUAAAAAAGUCAUCGCUCCUGGAAAAGGAGAGCUUUCAACCUUUCCAGAUGGGACAAAGGUGAAGUUUCAUUACCGCACUAGUCUUUGUGAUGGGACUCUGUUGGAUGACUCGAGGACAAUGGGAGGUCACUCUAAGCCAAUGGAGCUCAUACUGGGAAAGAAGUUCAAGCUUCCUGUGUGGGAGCAAGUGGUGACCACUAUGAAGGAGGGUGAAGUUGCUGAAUUUACCUGUGACAUCAAGCACACAGCUAUCUACCCUACGGUCUCAAUGUCAUUACGCAACAUCAGCAAAGGAAAAGACCCGCUGGAAGGACAGAGACACUGCUGUGGAAUAGCCCAGGUUCACUCGCAUCAUUCUAUUGGCUACCCAGACCUGGAUAAAUUGCAGGCCAAUCCCCAGCCUCUUGUUUUUACUGUGGAGUUGCUACAGGUCUUGCCCCCUGGCUCCUUCCAAAUGGAAAUAUGGGCAAUGACAGAUGAUGAGAAACUGGGAGCCAUACCGCAGAUCCAUGAAGAGGGAAAUGCACUCUUCAAGAAUGGAGACAUUGCAGGAGCUGCUGAAAAAUACUACAAUGCCAUAGCAUGCCUUAAGAGUUUACAAAUGAAGGAACGGCCGGGUGAUGAGUCAUGGAUCAAACUUGACCACAUGAUCACUCCUCUUCUCCUCAACUAUUGCCAGUGCAAACAAAUACAGGGCCAGUACUAUGAGGUUUUGGACCACUGCUCAUCUAUCAUCAAUAAGUAUGAUGAUAACUUAAAGGCAUAUUUCAAACGUGGGAAGGCACAUGCAGCUGUAUGGAAUGAGGCACAGGCGAGGGCUGACUUUGCCAAGGUGGUUCAAUUAGACCCAUCACUUGAAUCCUCAGUGGCCAAAGAAUUGAGAGCAAUGGAAGAACGCAUCCGGGAGAAACAGAAGGAGGAGAAGGGACGCUACAAGAACCUCUUCGGCUACAGUGGAAAAGCGGCUGCUGCUGCGGCUACUACAGGCUGAAACAAAGAUGACCUUUCUGAUUUUCCAAUUAUGAGGAGAGAUUCAUUUGUAAGGCCAUUGUUAAGUUGGAACACGUGCAUUUUUAUACAUUUGCCCCUCAAGUUCAUGUAUCUUGUUGUACACUUGUCGUUUUUUUCUGCAGACAUGCCCAAAGCAAACCAUAUUAUUCUCCAUUACAUCUAGUUUUGUUUUGCUGGUUAAUUGGUUAACAAUCAGUUGACUAGUAAGGAGUGCAUCAUGUUUUUACUGCAUAGUAAAAAAAAACUAAAAUCCAUUUCUCAUUGACUUACCAAAAAAAGAAGAGUUACAAAGAAAAGGAGACAACUGGAUAAUUCAGACAGUGGCAACAUUGUUUAUCAGUGGUAACUCUAAAAUAUAUGUUUUUGGUCAAUAUUGGCUCACUGCGUAAACCUAUCACCCUAUUCACUUUUUGGAUAUAGCAAGAAAUGCAUGAGACUGUGUUUUGAAAAGUGUGGUUUGAAUGAAACAAAGUUGAAUGAAGACAAUCUAAUGCCAAUCUGUUUAAGCAGCAUUUCUACCACUAUAUCCCCCAUCCCUUAGUAUUUAUUGUUUUGUUUUUUACGUUAUUGCUGUUACACUCACUGUUAAUUGUAGUCUUUGUAUGUAUGCUACAUUUUUAAUAUAAUGAAAAACUAAAGAAAUAAGAAUGGAAUAUGUAAUACUAUGUUAGCACUGACAACACAUGGGAAAGAUUUCACUUUGCCAUCAAAGCUGAAAGAAAUACUCUCCUUUAUGUAAUUCACAAUUAUGUCCAUGUAUGUCACUACAAAUAAACUUUUUUUAAA